Messenger RNA from Fusarium verticillioides 7600, 4112 nucleotides. RefSeq lists its product as hypothetical. Gene Ontology annotation, cellular component: membrane. The record is from RefSeq and is a predicted model, not a curated record. The coding region runs from base 1 to 3867 and encodes 1288 amino acids. NCBI's taxonomy places the organism in Eukaryota, Fungi, Ascomycota, Sordariomycetes, Hypocreales, Nectriaceae. The transcript is spliced from 7 exons. Gene Ontology annotation, molecular function: ATP hydrolysis activity; ABC-type transporter activity; ATP binding. Gene Ontology annotation, biological process: transmembrane transport.
AUGGUCUUUCAAGUAUUACUUCUCAUGGUUGAGAAUGUCGAAAAGAGUUGUUUGCUGCUUGAGUCUUACCGAUACAGCCCGGAAGAGCUGGCAGGUCCGUUGGCUAGGCUUCUUUUCAGCUGGUUAAUACCUCUACUUCGACUUGGUUACGAUAUCAUUCUCUCUAUGGCAACCCUCACACCACUUUCUGAAGAUCUAAAAAGCCAACAGCUGGAACCGAAACUAGUUCGGUUCUUAACCGAUGCGAAAAGCUCAACCCUUUUGCGUGAACUAUUUCGGUUGCGUCGAGGCUUGCUACUACCCGUCAUUCCUCGCAUGCUUCUCUUAGGCUUUACACUCGCACAGCCCUUUUUGAUCUAUACAGCGGUUUCAUAUACAAGUAUCAACCACGACGAGAGAUCCAUCGAAGAAGGGAAUCUACUUGUCGCUGCAUUUGUUCUCACCUUUCUCGGUUAUGCGUACUUUUCAGUCUACUGUGCCCGGCUCUGCGGAUACAGGCUGCCUCUUAUGACUGUUGAUAUCGAGAAGGUUAUGCUCGGGUUCGAAGACUUCCAUGAACUUUGGGCCAGCAUAGCACAGAUUGCUAUAGCGAUCUAUGUACUCGCAUUACACAUGUCUUGGGCCUGUGUUGCUCCUUUCAUCGUUCCUAUAGCUUUUGUGGCUGCUACAGUGCCCGUCACACAAAAGAUUGGCACAGCGCAGGGUUCCUGGAACGCCGCCAUUGAAAAGCGCGUCAACUUGACUUCGGCCAUCCUCAGUAACCUAAAAGAAGUCCGAAUCUUAGGCAUCGGUAGCUAUACGAGCGGGCUCCUACAGCGCUUACGAGUUGACGAGAUUACGCCAUCUACCCACUUUCGCCGGCUCAUGGCAGGGAUCAUUGUGCUAUCCCAGGGAACAACUGUACUAGGGCCAUUAGUCACCUUUGCAUUUUAUGCAAUCAUUCUACGAAUCAAUGACGACUCGAAUUUCACGGCCUCGAAAGCUUUCACGUCACUCAGCCUUAUUAAUCUCAUUGCAGCUCCGAUCUCGGUACUCAUUCAGAGUCUUCCUAGCUUCGCUGCAGGUCUAUCAUCUUUAGCGCGCAUUGAGAGCUUUGUUUCUUCAAGGACUUUGUCUGAUCGACGGACUUUACAUGAAAAAAAGUCUUCUUUCACUGCAAAGUGCUUCUACUCAAGGGGUCCUGGAGCAGAUUUUUCCAUGCUAGGUCAAGAGCUUGGUGAAAUCAAGGCAUCAAAUCUUUGGUACAAGAGCAGCGGAAGAGAUUUUGGGAACAGCAUCGUGAUCAGGCAAGCGAAAUUCGGAUGGAAGCCUGAUAACUACAUCAUCAACACAGGUGAUUUCGAGAUUCAAGAGGGCGCCCUGACAGUCAUCAUGGGCCCUGUUGGCUGUGGCAAGAGCACUUUACUUUAUGGUCUACUCAACGAGAUACCUCACAGUACUGGGCAGAUUUGGCUGAAAUAUCGCAAUGUGUCACUCUGCGAACAGACACCUUGGCUCGUUAGUGGAUCUAUCCGCCAUAACAUCACCUGCGGCUCAGCCUUGGACGAAUCUUGGUAUGAUAAAGUUCUCGAUGCAUGUUCCUUAGUGCAUGACCUUGAUCAUCUCUCGGGCAGAGAUUUGCAUGAGGUUGGCAAUGAUGGAAGCAGCCUCAGUGGAGGGCAAAGGAAGCGUAUAGCACUUGCCCGUGCUAUCUACGCUCGAAACCCUGUUAUAUUUCUGGAUAAUCCUCUCAGCGGUGUUGAUCAUGGAACAGCAGCGCACAUCGCCCAGGCCCUGAUCGGGAAUGGAGGUUUACUCCGUACCGGCGGCAUAACUGUGUUAAUUGUCACCGAUUCUAGCGAUAUCACCCGUCAUGCCGAUAACGCCCUGGUUAUAGAUCAAGAAGGAUCCGUGACUAUGACUAGAGAAUCAACUAAUUUUGAUAGCCGUAUUAUGGUGGCUAAUUCUACAAAAGACGAUAUCGAGGACAUAAACGACAGGCAUAACCAAGGUCAAGCCGCAGAUAACACAUCUACAGGGCAGCACCUCGAACUCACCGCGGCAAAGGCAGACCUACGACGACCUACCGGCGAUUGGAGCCUCUACAGCUUCUAUACUCAUGCUACCGGCCGAUAUCACACAACAGUCUUUUUGUGCCUUUGCUUGUGUUGCGCGUUCUGCUAUCAGUUCUCGACCGUUUGGAUCCAGUGGUGGUCAGAUGCCACCAACUCCACGGGCAGAAAGUCGAACGGGUUCUACCUGGGCAUAUACGCUCUGCUAUGUGCUCUCGGACUAUCAACUUUAUACUUGGCUUGCUGGACAUCUAUGGUGACCAUGGUAACGCGAUCAGCCAUAAAGCUUCACCUGAUGGUCCUCACAACUGUUUUCAACGCCCAUGUGUCCUACUUUUCUACCAUCGACGACGGCGUCACGUUGAACCGAUUCAACCAGGAUAUGCAGCUUGCAGACUACACCUUACCACUAGCUGUUGUCAACACGUUCCUCUUUGCGUCUAUCUGCCUUGUACAAGCUGCUGUCAUAUCAGCAACGGCAAAUUAUAUGGCUGCGGCGAUACCCUUCUGUCUGGUAGUGAUAUACUUCAUUCAGCGCUUCUACCUCCGCACGUCACGCCAGCUUCGUUUACUGGACAUUGAAGCAAAGGCGCCGUUGUACACCAACUUCAAGGAGACAAUUCUGGGUAUGAAUACGAUACGUGCCUAUGGCGGAGAAUUCGGAUCUUUUCUCAAGGAGAAACAUGUAAAGGUCUUGGAUGACUCACAACAACCUAUCUACCUCUUGUAUACUGUCCAGAGGUGGUUGUCCCUAGUACUUGAUCUUGUGGUUACCUGUCUAGCUACACUUCUCGUCGUUGUGGCUGUUCAGACGAGAUCCGGUACCUCAGGUUCUGAUAUGGGUGUGGCUUUAGUCAAUCUGACGUCUUUCAACCAAUACCUCACCAUGUUGAUCCGCUACUGGGCUUCAAUGGAAACGUCGCUGGGCGCUAUCGCUCGAAUCAAGGACUUUUCUCACGAAACGCCUGUCGCCAACGGCUGCGGCCAUGUGCCCCAGCCAGACUAUGACGGCGAUCAGAGCAUUGUAUUUGAAGACGUCUCUGUCGUCUAUAGGAAGCCUAAAACAUCGCUUGAAAACGCCGAAGACAGCUCAGAAGACACGAGUGAUCUAAACCUCAAUCAUCAAGCGCUUGACUCUAUCAAUCUAACGAUACGAUCUGGAACGAAGCUGGCUAUAACUGGACGCUCGGGAAGCGGUAAAUCAACUCUGGUCUCUAGUCUUUUCCGCAUACUACCAUUGUCCUCCGGAAAAAUAUCCAUUGGAGGUAUGGACGUUAUGCAGGUUGACCAGCAGGCGACCCAAGACCGCCUCAAUGCAAUCACGCAAAGCAACUUCUUCCUUUCGGGAAUUUCCUUGAGAGAGAAUCUUGAUCCAUCGGGAUCAUCCGGAGAAGAAGGUGAAGGAUCUGCGAUGGCGAUGGCAGAGGUUAUGAGGGAGGUUCUGGAUAGCUUGGGAAUUUGGUCGCAGGUGGAAGAACAGGGCGGGCUAGAAGGCUUGUUUUCCCAAAGCUCAUGGUCUGUUGGUCAGCUACAGCUAUUGAGUGUGGCUCGUGCUAUCGUCAAGAAAAGGCGAGCACAGUCCCAUCCGGGCUCAGGCUGGAAGAUACUUGUUCUGGAUGAGGUUACAAGCAGUCUUGACGAAGCUUCGGCCGGAUUGGUACGCGAUCGUAUCAAAGUUGAGUUCGAAGACUACACUAUUUUGUCCAUCGUUCACAAGUUUGAUGGUGUGCUCGAGGAUAUGGACGAGAUGGUUAUCAUGGAUCAGGGAAGGGUGACUCGGCGCGGCUCCCCCCGAGAGCUCUUGCAGGCAAUGUAGAUAUAGAAAGACACUCUGUAGUGAGCUGCAGUCCUAGAGGCAGCAUCUCAUGAGUUGUCGUCCAGGGAAAUUCGGGACGACAGUAGUUGAUGCUGAGAAUCUGCGUUAAAAUUAGAUAGGGGUCAGGCAUCACGUUAAUGAUGGUUCUUACCUCGAUGCUAUUGAUCCUGUGUCAACUGAAAGCACCAAUGCUUUGUAUAUGCAGUUGAGAAAACAUGACGCAAAUCAGGUGAUAAAAUGUGCGC